This is a messenger RNA of Dendronephthya gigantea, 3612 nucleotides long. RefSeq lists its product as uncharacterized. NCBI's taxonomy places the organism in Eukaryota, Metazoa, Cnidaria, Anthozoa, Malacalcyonacea, Nephtheidae. Gene Ontology annotation, biological process: regulation of DNA-templated transcription; DNA integration. Gene Ontology annotation, molecular function: sequence-specific DNA binding. The transcript has a single exon. Bases 1 to 3612 code for a protein of 1203 amino acids. The record is from RefSeq and is a predicted model, not a curated record.
AUGAAUGGCUUACAGCCAAUGCCUUUGUUCGAACCGAAGGCUGAUCCAACGAAUACAAGCGCUCGAUGGACACAAUGGAUUCAACGUUUUAAAACAUAUUUAGUCGCUACGAAUGUGAAGGAUACUGCACGUCAAAGAGCACUUCUGCUGUACCAAGCUGGGCCUGAAGUUCACGAAAUAUUUAAAAUACUGCCAGACACAGGAGACGAGAAAGAUUACGAAGCAGCUGUCAACGCCCUCACUGCAUAUUUCGAACCGGAGAAAAGUCGUAUUUACCGAACAUAUAUGUUUAGACAAGCAGCGCAACAAGAUAAUGAAACAAUAGAUGAAUUUCACACACGCUUGAGAAGAUUAGCAAAGCAUUGUGAGUUCACUGAUGUUGAAUUUGAGAUAAAAAUGCAAAUUGUGUGCAAUGGGACAUCUUCAAGACUGCGUAAGAAAGCGUUGAAAGAAAGCAAUUAUUCACUGAAAGAUAUGUUGAUCGAUGGUCGCAAAUCUGAAACCAGUAUAGCCCAAGCCAGUGGGAUGGAAGAAAAAUUUAAAGAUGUACAACUUAAUCAAGUGGAGAGAAGACCAGCUGAAUCUAUGUGUUAUAAUUGUGGAUUUGCUUACCCUCAUGGGGAUCGCCCGUGUCCAGCUGCCAAUUCAACUUGUAAUGCGUGUGGUAUACUUGGUCAUUUUUCGAGAGUGUGUCGAAAGAAACAAUCGCGUCGUUUUCCCAAGUCACAACUUCCAAAAGAAUCGCCCCGACGAAGAGAACAAUCAAAAGAACAAUUGAAAUCAGAAUCCAAACAAAAAAAUCAUGCACGGGCAGUCAACAAACAUCUCGAUUCCUCGACGGAGACCAGUUCAGAAGACGAUUAUGUGUACGCAGUGAAGAACAAAACCAAAGACCACCCAAAGACGAAAACAAACAUACGGAUAAAUUCAACUAACAUUAAUUUCAUUGUUGAUACAGGAGCCACAGUUGAUGUCAUCGAUUCCCAAACGUACGAUCGCCUCAAAUCCAGCGUAAAAUUGUGCAAGAGUGCCACACAGAUAUUUGCUUAUGGCUCGGAUAAACCACUACCUCUUAAAGGUCAAUUUCAGGCAACCUUGGAGUCGAACAAACGUUAUACUGUCUCGGUUAUUCAUGUUGUCGAAGGUGGCUCUGGAAAUCUACUUAGUGCCAAAACCGCUCAAGAUUUGGCAUUAAUUCAAUUGGUAAACAAAGUCACUGAACUUGAGACGCCACUGAAACCGGAAGUUUCUAAACCGGAAGUCAUUUCGAAGAAUAUGGAAAACACCGGAAAAAGCAAUAAAAGCACGGAUAAAAGCCAGCCAGCGCUUGCAUCAACGCCGAAAUGCGCCGAUAAAGAUAUCCAGGAAAUUAUUGAUAAAUAUGCAAAUGUUUUCGUUGGUGAAGGAAAAUUGAACACUCAACAAGUCGGGUUGCAUAUUAAUAAGAAUAUUAAACCGGUAGUUCAGCCGCAGCGCCGGAUACCUUAUCAUAUUCGCAAAGAUGUAUCAAAAGAGCUAGAAAAAUUGAUGGAGAAAGAUAUGAUCGAAAGAGUCUGUGACCAACCUACACCCUGGAUUUCGCCCGUUGUGUGCACCCCAAAGAAGGAUGGCGGAACACGAAUCUGUGUUGAUAUGAGGGCAGCCAAUGAAGCGAUUGAGCGGGAAAGACAUAUCAUGCCAACCCUUUCCGACUUUCGUGCUGAGAUGAAUGGAUCGAAAUAUUUCUCGAAGAUCGAUCUAAAACAAGCCUACCAUCAGUUAGAACUGACCGAAGAAAGUCGCUACAUAACCACAUUUUCGACACAUGAAGGCCUCUUUCGUUACAAACGACUGAACUAUGGAACAAACAGUGCACCAGAAAUAUUCCAAAACAUUUUGCAACAACACCUUAGUGACAUUUGUGGAGUAAAGAAUAUCGCAGACGAUAUAAUCGUUCACGGGAAAACACGAAAGCAACACGAUGAAGCCUUAGAAAACUGCUUGAAACGACUAGAUGAACUCAACUUAAAAGCGAAACCCGAGAAGUGUAGUUUCCUACGCAACGAGAUUAACUUCUAUGGUCUCAUUUUUACAGCAACCGGAACAAGACCUGAUCCAGCAAGAGUAGAAAAUUUGGUCAAAGCCAGAGCACCAAAGAAUGCCAGCGAAGUACGCAGUUUUUUGGGUCUAGCUAACACGUGCCGAGAGUAUGUUCCAGAGUAUGCUGAAAUUACUACACCGCUGAGGAAUCUCACAAGAAAAAGUGUCGCUUUCACAUGGAACAAUACUCACCAAAGAGCCUUUGAGAAGAUCAAAAAGAAAUUGACACAAGCUCCUACUAUGGCUUAUUUCGAUACAGAGAAAAGAAGCUUGCUUAUUGUUGAUGCAUCGCCUUUGGGAAUUUGUGCAAUCUUAGCACAACGAGAAAAGUCCGGAGAACUGUACCGUAUUAUCUCCUACGCAAGUAGAGCCCUGUCUCCAGUUGAAAGUCGAUAUUCUCAGACAGAUAUUGAAGGUUUGAGUCUAGUUUGGGGAAUUAAACACUUUCGACUGUUCCUUCUAGGUAGUGAGUUCGAUGUCUAUACUGACCAUAAAGCUCUGGAAGCAAUCUUCAAUAAUCCGAAAUCUAAGCCUCCAGCUCGUAUAGAGCGCUGGAUGUUACGGUUGCAACCGUACAACUUCCGUGUGAUUUACAAGAAGGGAACAAUUAAUGAAGCUGAUUAUUUGAGCCGUCAUCCUACCAGCACUCAAGAAAAAACCACAGUCGAAGAAAAGAUUGCAGAUAAUUAUGUAAACUAUAUCAUUAACAACGCGCCUACAAAGUCAAUGACACUCCAAGAAAUCAAGGAUGCCACCCUGUCAGACGCAACUUUAAGCAGAGUUGUGGAAUGCUUAAAAACAGGGAAAUGGGACGAGAAGGAUGUAGAACUCAAAUCUUAUCACAUGUGUGCGGAAGAACUAACAGCAACGAAAGCAGGAGACCUUCUUCUGAAGGGAAGCAGAAUUGUUUUACCAAAUUCAUUACAAGACCGUGCAACGCAACUUGGCCAUGUGGGACACCAGGGAAUAGAAAAGACUAAAGCGCUAUUACGAGAGAAAAUUUGGUAUCCUGGAAUGGAUAGUAAAAUUAAAACCAUUGAAAACUGUGCGGCUUGUCAAGCUGUUGGUCCCGGUAGUCCACCUGAACCGAUGAGGAUUACGCCUACAGCAACGGAGCCAUGGCAAAGCUUGGCACUCGAUUUUUAUGGUCCUAUUCCCCACUGUGGACAGUAUUUACUUGUGGUAACCGACACGUAUUCUAAGUUUCCUGAAGUGGAAAUUGUGAAGUCAACUUCAGCGAAGGCCUGUAUCCCUAAGCUAGACCGUAUAUUUGGAACUCACGGCAUUCCAAAAACAAUUAAAACUGAUAAUGGCCCACCUUUUAAUGGGGAUGACUUCAAAAGAUACAUGGCUGCCUUGGGAGUCGAAUGGACCAGAAGCACUCCAUUAUGGCCCCAAGGGAAUGGUAAUCGGAGGAGUGAUGAAGCCGCUAGGAAAAGUGAUAAAGACUUCUGUGUUAGAGGGAAAGAAUUGGAGACAAGAACUUCAACGAUUCUUAUUAAAUUAUCGCUCAACGCCGCAUGCCACUACUAA